Messenger RNA from Patiria miniata (bat star), 1532 nucleotides. RefSeq names its product protein phosphatase PTC7 homolog (gene pptc7). Bases 167 to 1117 code for a protein of 316 amino acids. The record is from RefSeq and is a predicted model, not a curated record. Lineage: Eukaryota; Metazoa; Echinodermata; Asteroidea; Valvatida; Asterinidae. The transcript is spliced from 6 exons.
CACAUGUGCAUUGUGUGCGAUCAUCACAUCGCAACAUGGCGUCAUACAGUGUACGAUGAGAUUUGUGCCUUCCUCCAAAGAAAGUAGACGAAAUUAGUCUUCAGAUCAUCGUUAGUCGCGGAAACUUCGAAAACUACGGAGAGAGCAUUCCCGCCACUUCCGAAAUAUGCAAUCUGUGUUGGUGUACGGGCGGCAUUUUGCCCGUUGCGUCAUGGGGUAUAUUCCGUACGAUGCCUCGGCGAGCGUUGACCUGCCCGGCCGGCGAUCAGCCCGGCGGCAGAUGCAGCUGGUCACCGCCUCGUGCGGCUUCUCCAAAGACUCGGCAGCAAACAACAACAGACCCGGCCAAGUAUUCAAAAAGGACAUUUUUGGCGAUGAUGCCUGUUUUGUUGCCAAGUACAAAAACUACGAUGUUCUUGGUGUAGCAGAUGGCGUUGGUGGUUGGAGAGAUUACGGCAUCGAUCCUUCCCAGUUCCCCAGUCAGCUCAUGAAGACCUGCGAACGGCUGGUCAAAUUAGGUCACUUCAAUGCCCAGUCGCCGGUAGCCAUCAUAGCCACUAGUUAUAAGGAACUACUGGAAAACAAAACGCCGUGCAUAGGUAGCAGCACAGCAUGCAUCAUCGUCAUCGAUAACGAGAGCAAGACAUUACACUCGGCCAACCUAGGGGACUCAGGGUUCCUGAUUGUCCGAGGGGGUAAAGUUGUGCACCGGUCGGAGGAGCAGCAACAUUACUUCAACACUCCCUUCCAGCUCUCAAUAGCGCCCCCAGGGUUGAACACAAUACUCAGUGACAGUCCCGAGUCAGCUUCGAGUUCAAGUGUCCCCAUCAAAGUUGGAGACAUCGUCCUGAUGGCCACAGACGGCCUGUUUGAUAACAUGCCAGAGAGUCUCAUCCUGAAAGAAAUAGGCAAAAUCAAGGAUCAGACGAUUAGCAGUAUACAAAGUGCGGUCAACGCCAUAGCAGAACGAGCCAGGGAGUUUGCUUAUGACCCCAACUACAUGUCGCCGUUCGCGGAGCACGCGAGAGCGAACGGAAUGGAGUUCUUAGGAGGUAAACCAGAUGACAUCACGGUACUAAUCUCAGCAGUUUGCUAUGCCCAAGACAUUGACUCAUAACGUCUGGCCUAGGGGAGCUCAACUAGUCUCCCUUCCAGCUGCUAACAAAAUGUACUCCCUUGUUCACUAGAUCAGACUCCGUUACAAAGACUAGGUCAUUCCACACCUUUUUUCCCCCUGUUCUCCUUUAAAAGUUAUAGUACAAGGAGCUGGGUACCAGUCAUUGUGUUCCUUGGUUGUGCUCACUGGCUCCUGCGUCCUUCUUUCAAAGUUAUGAUGGUGGAAGUGGGAACUUGUCUUUAUAGUGCCCCGUUGUUUGGCAACUCACAUUUUGAGCAAUGCCAUUACUAGCCAUGCAAUAAGGUACGGAUUUUAAUUGUCACACGCUUCCUCUGUGUAGGUGUUCUCUUGUUUAACAGAAUAGCCAAACAUCACUCAACUUCAUUGUGUGGCAAUAAAUACCAAGGUAGCCUAA